Tachysurus fulvidraco (yellow catfish) is the source of this 3408-nucleotide messenger RNA. It is a transcript of the gene mllt3, whose product is annotated as MLLT3 super elongation complex subunit. Gene Ontology annotation, biological process: regulation of DNA-templated transcription. Gene Ontology annotation, cellular component: super elongation complex. The transcript is spliced from 13 exons. Bases 146 to 1921 code for a protein of 591 amino acids. NCBI's taxonomy places the organism in Eukaryota, Metazoa, Chordata, Actinopteri, Siluriformes, Bagridae. The record is from RefSeq and is a predicted model, not a curated record.
GCAUGCGUCUCACUUCACUUCACUCCUUGAAACUCGGGCUGGGGCUCAAUUAAGAGACCAUGUCCGCCAUCGGCCGUCCGCAGUCCGUGUUAUUCUUAUUUAAACAAAAUUUUCCAUGAAAUAGCAUUAUCCCGUGGCCUCGAGAAUGGCCAGCUCGGGUGCUGUUCAGGUGAAGCUGGAGCUCGGGCACCGCGCUCAGGUCCGGAAGAAACCCACCGCUGAGGGCUUCACACACGACUGGCUGGUGUUUGUCCGCGGGCCGGAGCACACCAACAUCCAGCACUUUGUGGAGAAAGUAGUGUUUCAUCUGCAUGAAAGUUUCCCGAGACCAAAAAGAGUGUGCAAGGAUCCACCGUAUAAAGUGGAAGAGUCUGGAUACGCCGGCUUUAUCCUGCCUAUCGAAGUGUACUUCCGAAAUAAGGAGGAGCCGAAAAAAGUGCGCUUCGACUACGAUCUGUUCCUGCACUUGGAGGGUCAUCCCCCUGUCAAUCAUCUGCGCUGUGAGAAGCUCACCUUUAACAACCCGACAGAGGAGUUCCGCAGGAAGCUGCUAAAGGCCGGAGGGCAACGAGAUCCUCACAAAAGAAGUUCAGAAGACUCUAAAGUUUCUUGUUAUCCUCAGGUCAUGGUCAUGCAGGAAGGCUCGACGUCUCUGUUCGGUCAGCACCUUAAGCUGCCCACUUUACCCAGCAGCUCACUGACACUCAACUUCUCUGAUGGCAAAAAGAACAAAUCCUUUCCAGGAGCAAAGGACGGGUCCAAAAGCAGUAGUGCCCUCACAAUCACCACCACCAAUAACAGCAUCAGCAGCAGCUCACUCAAGCUCCACAAGCCAUCCAAGGAGCACAAGGACAAGCCUUCCAAAGACUCAAAAGAGUCCAAAAGUGCCUUCAGAGACUUCAGCAGGGAUUCAGGCAAAGUCUCCAAAGACUCCUUGAAGAAACCCAAAGAGAACCAGCCCCUGCGUGAUGAGCAACCCAUUCCUAAGAUGGGAUUCAAAGAGCCCAAGGCCAUUUCUAAGGAACACCGGGCAACUGAGGUUAGCUUCUCGAGCUUGGGCCAAAAUAAACGAAGACCCUCGAUGGACGACGAAGCCCACAUUACCAAAAAACGGAAAGGAAGUUUUUCAGACUCAUCACAGAAACUCCAGUCCAGUUCCAGCUUGGUUCAGCUUCACCACUCGGAUAAAAAGGCUCUAAAGGAAAAAUCGCAGGUCAGGCAUGCCAAGUUAAGGGAUAAUGAGCUGUCUGAGAGAAGAAAAGUGUCUACUUUGCCUCCUUUUCAGGAUGUGGUGGACCCAAAUGACUCUGAUAUGGACGACAACAUUUCUGCUAAAUACGACUCAGAACAGCACAGCCCUUCCAGCUCCAGCUCGAGUUCAGGAUACAGACCUACACACAAGCGACAAGUGCUGGGUCCUUUACAGACGAUAAUUCCAGAUUUGCACUCCGAUGACAAUGAAGAUGAGUCAGAGGAAGAAGAGGACAACGACAUGGACUCAGACAUGGAGCGUCCUUUACACACACACAUGACGCAUCGCCAUCGCAGGGUGAGUUUGAGUGACGGCAGUGAUAGUGAGAAUAGCUACGCCUCCUCACCACUCCCACACAAUGAGGCCCCACCCCUUCUGAAGGCCAGCAAUAAUCAGAUUCUAGACAUGAAGAAUCCAAUGAAGCAGACAAAAGGGGAUAAAAACAAGAAUAUUGACUGUGAUAAGGCAUACUUGGAUGAGCUGGUGGAGCUCCAUAGAAGACUAAUGGCACUGAGAGAGAGACACAUAUUACAGCAGAUUGUAAACCUCAUUGAAGAAACUGGACAUUUUCACAUCACGAACACAACCUUUGACUUUGACCUUUGCUCCUUGGACAAAACUACGGUCCGAAAGCUGCAGAGCUACCUGGAAACUUCUGGAACAUCUUGAAAACGUGUGCAGCUGGCUGCCAUGAGCAGGAACACCAGACCUCCUGAUUGUCCUCCUGAUUUUGUCUCAAUCAACUUGUGGCAAUGUUAUGGAAUCAGCUUCAUCGAGAGUUCCUGGUGCUCUUUCUUCUCUCUGUGUGCCUCAGAGAUGGAUGUGAGAUUCUUCCUGUCCACCAGGACUUCACCUGAAAAGCCUUGAAAAGUCCAACAUUGCCAAAAAAAGGGAAUAAUAAGUUCAUGCGCCAAAAAAACAAUGUGCAUAUUGUUACGAUGUACGAAUGAUGUUUGGUUCUGUUCUUUGUGAUGAAUGCAUGUCUCAACACUGCCUUACACCAUUGUCUAUUUAUUGAGUAUGAUUUUCAAGUGUGUGUGCGCGUGUCCUUGUGCGUGCGUGAGUGUGGCGUGUGUUCGCAUGUGUGUAAGAGCAAAUGAUAUUAAACUCGAGCAAGCACUUGGGCACAGUCAUGUCAUUGGUGUUUUAAGGUGGUGAAGUGUUGGAUUUUUUCACUCAAUCUAACAGUUACAUCCAGCAUGAAAGGAAGAACAAAUUAUCCAUGACAUAUUUACAAGACUGGACAUUUAAAGGCACUGUAGAAAUUGUGGUUUUAGAGGAAAGGACCAUUCUAGGUCUUACUGCUGUUUCCAACAAAACAUUCAUAGUGAGGGUCAAAAACAAUUUUUAAGCGAUUACACAUGAAGGCAGUACCAACAUCGGAAUGACUGAGGAACGUCGUCAGUACUGAGCUGAAAUGAUUGAUUUUAUGGCCAAAUAUGCUUACAUAGUAAGAAUAUGUCUCAGUUGAAAGCUGUCUUAUUGAAUCUGUUGGUGUUAUUUAUUUCAUAGGGACCACAAUCGCGUUGCUUCUGUCUUGGCUGUCUCUAACUCAGUGGGAACUGGUUAUGGGUCUUUUUGGAAUUUUUAGUUUUUCAAAGUUUUUUUUCUUCCUCAAAGUUUACUCUUCAGGUCCACUGAACUGUUCUUUUAUAGACAGCUUGAUCGAUUGCUAGAUGUCAGUGUGGGCUGGUUGUACAGUUGAGCUGUAGGCUUUGAUGGUUGAGUUGUGCCUUAAGGCAAGACCAGUAUGUUUAGAUGGGUUAUUUUAAAUCAAAUGAAUAUGUGUAUGAACUACAGAUUACUUCGAUGACCUGACAGGGAGGGGACUGAAUUAUUGGCACUGUGUGUAUUAAAAAAAAAAAAAAGAAAAAAAAAAAACCUUAAAUGUGUACGAAUUUUUACAUAACUGCAUUUUUGUAUUGUGUUUGUUUUUGAAUGAAAUCAAACCUUGUAUACUUUUUCUGUCUGGAUUUCCCUGAUUUGAGUUUCUGAACCCAAAGAACCUUUAGUUUAGCUAUCAUUAUAUAAUGUUUAUAUGUGUGUAUAAACUUUAUAUGUGAUCAAAAAAAAAAUCUGAAUAUCUUUCCUUUCUUGGAAGGUACUGACCUGAUUUCAACAUUUUUUUUAUCCUUAUAUAAAAUCCAAACAGUCUG